Messenger RNA from Taeniopygia guttata (zebra finch), 6159 nucleotides. The record is from RefSeq and is a predicted model, not a curated record. NCBI's taxonomy places the organism in Eukaryota, Metazoa, Chordata, Aves, Passeriformes, Estrildidae.
CCGGGGCAGCGCAUCCCGCUCCGCCGGCGGCCCCGGGCCGGCCCUGCCCUGCCCUGCCCGCGCCGCGCUCCCAACUUUCCUCGGCGUGGCACAAAAUGUGCCGGGGAGCCGCCGAGCCCCUUUGACGUCUUGAUCCUCUCCGAGAACUUAACAGGAUCGCAAAGCCCUUCGAGCGGCUUUUCCCGGUGAGCCGGGCUUAGCGCUGGGGCUGCGGCCGUAAUCCGCCCGCGCCGCGCGGAGGGGCGGCCCGGCGGGCCUGCCCUGCCCCGCCGCCCCCGCCGGGCCGCGCCGGGCCGGGCCGGGCCGGGCGGGCGGCGCUGCCGCGGCUCCCGGCGCGGCCGGAGCGCUCCGGGCCGGCCCAGGGAGCGCUGCCCGCAGGGAGAGCGCCCGGGCCCGCAUCCAGGCAGGCGGACGGACGGACGGACGGAGCGAGCUCCAGAGUUCGGAUGCUGCGGAGGAGAGCGUGGGCAGGUCUUUAAUCAUUCUUGCCAUGCUGUCAUUUUGCUUUAUCUUUCUGAUUAAGAAAAGGACUUGGAGUAUUCCAGAUAACUCUGCACUGUUGUUUCAUGGAGCAGUUUUAGUGGGUUUUGUGUCAUUAACAUGUUCUGUGUGUACAUUGCCUGUUGUUGUGUCAGCAAGCCUGCCCUGCAGUGAGCACGCUGUUUAAGUGAGCUGUACCUAUGUCCUAAGUUCAUAAAUUGGUUUGGGUUGGAAGGGACCAUAAGAACCAUGUAGUUCCAGCUCCUCUUCCAGCAGACCCGGUUGCUCAAAGCCUUGUCCAGCCUGGCCUUGGGCACGUGCAGGGGUGGGGCAUCCACAGCUUCUCCAGGCAACGUGGUCCAGUGUUUCAAUGCCAUCAUAGUGAAGAAUUUCUUCCUAAUAUUUAAUCCAAAUCUACCCUUUCAGGUUCCCUUUCUGGGGGCAUAUGGUUCAUUUGGAAGCAUGUAGGGCAGUAUUUUGCAUGCUUUUCACCUGUAUUCUUGGGUUUCCAUUUGCCUGUGUUGCACAUCGCUUAUCAUCAAAUUGAGAAGUUGCUUAAUUGAUGUUGGCCACCUGCACUGCUGAGGUUCCCUGCACUCCUUUUGUUUCUCUUGCCUAUACAAUUUUUUGCCAUGCUGAGAUCUUACUGUAUCUCUACUUCAUCUUUCCAUCAGUAUCAUUAACAACAGGUUUUCCUACAGAGCCCUGAGGAAUACUAUUAUUGACUUCUGCAGUGGUGAAGGUGACUGUUUAGUCCUGUUCUUGCUUUCUGUCUUCUUGGUUUUUUAAAUCCAAAAUAGUGUUUGGCUUCAUAUGCUAUUGCUGUUUUUUUUUUCCCUUUUUUAGUGGCAUAGCUUUUGAAAGUCUGAAUAAGGUUUCCUGUAUUCAGUGCUCCACUGGCAUACUCAAGCUUUUCAGAAGUUGUCAUUUAGAUGUUGAUAUGUAAAGCAAAAUGGCAAAAAUCAACACCCAGCACUCCUACCCUGGUGUACACAGCCUGUCUGUCAGAACUUCUGAUGAAGAUAUUGAAAGGAUUGAAAAUGGCUAUAUCAGAACCCAUUCACUACUUGAGGAUGCAUCUUCAGAACUGCAGGGAGUCAUUUCUGUGGAGGGAGGACAUGUACCUGAGCCCCAGGCGAGCUCCUUCACUGGCAGGGGAGCAAUGGCAAGGCUGUCCCGGUUUGUCUUAUCUGUAAGGUCAUGGGCCACAAGACACUCGCAGCGUGAAGACCAGAGGCCUGACUCUUUCCUGGAACGGAUCAGGGGCCCUGAGCUCGUAGAGGUGUCCACCAGGCAAAGCAACAUCCGCUCCUUCCUGGGCGCCCGUGAGCGGCCCGGGGCAGCAAACAGUCACUGGCCCUUGGCCAGGUUCAAUGUCAACUUUAGCAACAACACCAAUGAAGACAAAAAGGAAGAAAAGAAAGAGGUUAAAGAGGAGAAAAAAGAGGAAAAGAAAGAGGAAAAGAAAGAUGAAAAGAAAGAGGAAAAGAAAGAUGACAAAAAAGAUGACAAAAAAGAUGAUAAAAAAAAGGAAGAGCAGAAAAAGGAGGUCUUUGUGAUAGAUCCUUCGAGCAAUCUGUACUACAACUGGCUGACUGUAAUUGCAGCACCCGUGUUCUAUAACUGGUGUAUGCUAGUGUGCAGAGCCUGCUUUGAUGAGCUACAAAUGGACCACAUUAAAAUGUGGCUGUUCUUGGAUUAUCUCUCUGAUAUUGUCUAUGUUAUUGACAUGUUUGUCAGGUUCAGAACAGGCUUCCUUGAACAAGGCUUGCUAGUUCAGGAUGAGAAGAAAUUACGAGAACAUUACACCAAAACUGUGCAGUUCAAACUAGACGUGCUGUCUCUUGUGCCAACAGACCUGGCAUAUUUCAAGCUUGGUUUGAACUACCCUGAGCUGCGAUUUAACCGCUUGCUGAGGAUCGCUCGGCUCUUUGAGUUUUUUGACCGUACCGAGACCAGGACAAAUUAUCCAAACAUGUUCCGUAUUGGCAAUCUGGUGUUAUACAUCCUUAUCAUCAUCCACUGGAACGCGUGCAUAUACUUUGCGAUAUCGAAGGUGAUUGGGUUUGGGACUGACACCUGGGUGUAUCCCAACGUGUCCGUUCCGGAGUACGCGCGCCUGUCCAGGAAAUACAUUUACAGUCUGUACUGGUCGACGCUCACGCUGACAACCAUUGGAGAAACGCCGCCCCCGGUGAAGGACGAGGAGUAUCUCUUUGUCGUCAUCGACUUCCUGGUGGGCGUGCUCAUCUUUGCCACCAUUGUUGGUAACGUCGGCUCCAUGAUUUCCAACAUGAAUGCUUCCAGGGCAGAGUUCCAGGCCAAAGUGGAUUCCAUUAAACAGUACAUGCAGUUCCGAAAAGUGACUAAGGAUUUGGAAGCCAGGGUUAUUAAGUGGUUUGAUUACCUCUGGACCAACAAGAAAACAGUAGAUGAGAAGGAAGUUCUCAAAAAUCUGCCUGACAAGUUGAAGGCUGAAAUUGCCAUCAAUGUCCAUUUGGACACACUGAGGAAAGUGCGUAUAUUCCAGGAUUGUGAAGCUGGACUUCUCAUUGAGCUGGUGCUGAAACUGAAACCUACGGUCUUCAGUCCUGGUGACUACAUUUGCAAAAAAGGAGAUAUUGGAAGAGAAAUGUACAUUAUUAAAGAGGGAAAAUUGGCUGUGGUGGCGGAUGAUGGCAUAACCCAAUUUGUAGUCCUAAGCGAUGGCAGCUACUUUGGUGAAAUCAGCAUCCUAAACAUCAAAGGUAGCAAAUCUGGCAACAGGAGGACAGCCAACAUUAGGAGUAUUGGUUAUUCUGAUUUGUUCUGCUUGUCUAAGGAUGAUUUAAUGGAAGCCCUCACAGAAUAUCCAGAAGCCAAAAAGGCUCUGGAAGAGAAAGGACGUCAAAUUCUGAUGAAAGACAAUUUAAUAGACGAGGAGGCAGCAAAAGCGGGAGCUGACCCAAAAGACUUGGAAGAAAAAAUAGGACGACUUGAAGUAGCUCUGGAUACGCUGCAGACUAGGUUUGCGAGGCUCAUGGCAGAAUACACUGCAUCUCAACAAAAGGUGAAACAGAGACUUGCCAGAGUAGAAACCCGAGUGAAAAAAUAUGGUAGUGGCAGCUUAUCAGUUGCAGAAGCAGAGACUGAAAAACCUGAGGAGAAAAAGCAGUAAUGGGGUACUUAUAUUUCCUCAUUUAUUGGAGAAAGGUGAAGCACUGAAAGCCAUAAAUGUAUGUAAAUAUGUGUGUGCAUACAUAGACAUAAUUAUUUUUAUAUGAACUCAAGAGAAUGGUUUUUAGCAUUUUUAACUGAAGCAGUAUUUUCUUGUAAAUAGAACACUGUCACCUUUUUCUUGGGGGGAGAUUUGGUCCAGCACUUGGUACUUUUUUGUACUGAGAGCGGGUUUCUUACAAGUCAUGCUCAGAAUGUCUGUUGUGUUUGGUACCUGUAGGUCUUGACACAUUGUCUCUUCCUGCGCAUUGUGCGUUAAGAAGGCGUUGUACUUGAAGUAGAUGAGAUUAAUUUUUCUCCUUUUUAAGAGCUUAAAAAAUGUUUAUAGGGUACCCUGCUCUAACUUGCUACUUUAGUAGCUGAUUAAAUGCAUGGAUGGAUGCCUGGGUUUCUCAAAAUUGUUGUUCUUUCACAGUCUGUGCAAACAGCUGGACGACAGCUAAGCAGUGUCAGGUACCUGGCCAUUGCAGUGCACCCUGCAUGUGUCUGAAAUAGCUGUGUGUUUGGAUCCUUUAGUCUGAUUCUCUCUAAUGAGCUGGGCUCUGCACAAAGGACCAUGCUGACAGAGUAGCAGUGCUCAUUCACGUCCCUUCUGGCAGGCUCUGUGACAGCCUUUGGUGCUCUGCAACUGCUUCACCAAGGGAGAGAGUGCGGUAUCCUCCCUUCUUGUUUUUUUGGCUGAGUUUCAGCUGCACUGGUAAAACCCUCACUUGGAAAGGAGUCCCCCUGAAAAUCACUGGUGGACGGGUAAUAAGGUUUCACUGAACCUGCGAGGAGAAAAGUGGGUCCUAGUGUGUGCAGCUCCCCUAUGUAGGGUGCUGAGUGAACUCCCUGGCAAGUGGGUGGUCCUGAGGAAGGCUACUGAGAAAUCCCACGGGCUGGCAGGGCAGGCUGUCACUGCCUGCCAGGCAGCUUGCUCCCACAACAGGUUUUCUGCAAGGCAGGGAUAACAAGCCCUGUGUUCCAGAGUAAUUCUGGUCACUUAUGCCUAUGUUUUCCUUCUUUUUAUUUCUUCUGAGGAUAUCUACUCCGUCCCCUUUGCUGUUUAUGGCCAUCUUUUCUCCAAAGUAAUUGUCACACUACCAUGUUUCUAUUAGGGACAAUGCAGAAGAUGUUAGCUUUCAUUUUUUGCUGUACAGUAUUUUGCUGUCAUGCAAUUUUCCCUAUGUUACUUUCAUCCACCUGUAUCUCACUGGCUUUUGAAAGGUAUGGAGUAGCAGAGGCUGUUCAGCAUGUAUGGCAUGGGAUCCUCCAGUGGCAUUAGGUAUUACUAUGGGCGAUGUUCUGACUUUAGUUGUUUUCAGGCCUGACUUAUGAUGGCAUCUGGGACUGAUGUCUUGUUGGAAAAUUGGUGAGAAACCCACUGAGAAGAGGGUGGUUUGACUGGGUGACAGUGGAAUGAAAAGAGACAGUUUUGCUAAAUGAGUACAACUGCUAAGAGUAAGUCCUUGUCUCCAGGCAAGCAGCUGUUCCCUUCUAUUGACACUUCUGAGCCUGGUGAGGGAGACAAAUCUGUCAGUGAUGAAGGAAUGAAGCUUUGCCAGCAAUACUGGCAAAGGGACAACUGGGUGGUAAUGGCCACACUUGGCCCUUAUCUAAACUCCUGUUAUCGUUAGUAUAAAAGCCAACUGUCCUUAUGGAUCUUCCCUAGAUUUGGCUUAACCUCUAUUAUCAAAAUAUCCACUGAUUGUAAUAAGUGGUUUGGAAAGUAGUCAAGAUCUGUUUGUGGCCAGUGGCACUCAGGAGUUGCUCCAUCAGCUGAAUCUUGUCCUUAUUUUCUUUAAGGGCUUGAGAGAAAUGGGGAGCUCCGAGAGGCUGGUUUUGGCAGGGGUGUAGUGCCCUUGGUCCCACCCAGAGGCAGGCACGGCUGAGGUGCAGCUGGGCUCACUGCAGGGUACCCCUGUGAGCACAGACUGUGCCAUCACAGGCUGCUCAACUUGCAACUUCCACCUUGUGACAGAGCCGGGUACCACACUCACCUUGGCUGACAUUCACUGCUGUGUGACUCAAACCCACUGUAUCUGGUAGGGGUUUCAUGCAUAUUGACAUGUUCUCCAUCAGUCGUCAUUCUCUGUAAAUACCUAACUAUCUACCCAACAUAGCACAGUUGUUCCAGCCCACUAGGUAUAUGUGAGUAAAACUGUUUAAAGUACUCUUUAUACCAAAUUCAUACCUGUUUAAAAACCCUAAAAAACACAGGACUGCAUCUUUACCUGAUGGAUCAGAACAGCCUAAUCUAUCAGUUAAAUACAUGUUUGUUCUUCCCUUUCCAUGCCUCUUGAACUGGUUUUCAUACACCAGAAAAGAGUAUUUUGAUGCUAUUGGCUUCAGUCACUUUGAAACAUACAGCUUCUGGCAUGAAGAAAUCACAUCCUUUGGUGUCUUUUAUCUCUGUAAGAUUUUUUUUCCUCUUCUUUAAUGUGGCUACAGCAUGUACAUUAAAAUAUUUUGAGUAAUGUUCAA